Molecule: messenger RNA, 552 nt
Organism: Protopolystoma xenopodis
Lineage: Eukaryota; Metazoa; Platyhelminthes; Monogenea; Polystomatidea; Polystomatidae
Source: the annotation of a GenBank genome assembly
CUUUUAGACCCUAAUAUCGAGCUUCCAACAAUUAGCGCUACCGAGGUUGAUGACGUUUUUAGCAGCUUGAUAUCGUCGUCACUAGCGAAAAAUGUUUGGGGAGAAAGUAAGCUCGCAAGACAUCUCUCCGACAUUCAUGGAUCGAAUGAUUCCAAUCUUCUUGUUACACCUACGAUUCUAAAUCGUGUUGAGGAACAACUUGUCCAGCCAAAUUGCAGCAUGCUAAGCUCUCAAUCCCUAAUUAUAUCUCAUUCUCAUAAUAAGAAUGAUUUGGGAGAUGCUAGAGAAUCGUCUAAUAAUUCUAAUCCGGGUCAUGAUGAUAAUGUUUGCCUAAAUAACAGUUCCAAUGGCCUCCCCCACGAGGCUCUCUCCUGUUGUUCAUUUCAAGUAAAUGCUGCACAACCACCAUUUAUAAUGAAAACAUAUAUUGGCUCAAAAGGUGGUGCCGGAGAAUAUACUACUAGUAAUGCGACUCAUCUCAUGAUUCUACCCGAUGACUCCACUGGAGCCACUGAUGCCAUUUCUUCUGAACCGGUACGAAAGUUUUUAUAG